GCCAGGACGCACGAUGGUGCUGGCGGCGGCGGACAGGGCGGCGCUGCGCGCGCUGUGGAAGAAGCUGGGUGGCAACGUCGGCGUGUACACGACCGAGGCUCUGGAGAGGAUGUUCCUGAGCUUCCCCUCCACCACGACCUACUUCCUCCACCUGGACCUGAGCCCCGGCUCUGACCAGGUCAAAGCCCACGGCCAGAAGGUGGCCGAUGCGCUGACGCUCGCCAUGGACCACCUGGACGACCUGCCGUGCACCCUGUCGGCUCUGCGCCGCCUGCACGCGCACGAGCUGCGAGUGGACCCCACCAGCUUCCAGCUCCUGGGCCACUGCCUGCUGGUGACGCUCGCCCGGCACUUCCCCGGAGACUUCAGCACCGUCCUGCAGGCCUCGCUGGACAGGUUUCUGAGCCACGUGAUCUCGGCGCUGGCCGCCGACUGUGGCUAAACCGGGGGGCGGUGGGCGCGGGACCCCCUGGCUGCCCCUCCCGCGAGUUCCAGCGUUUGAGUAAAGUCCCCGAA
Molecule: messenger RNA, 516 nt
Organism: Ceratotherium simum simum (southern white rhinoceros)
Lineage: Eukaryota; Metazoa; Chordata; Mammalia; Perissodactyla; Rhinocerotidae
Gene: HBQ1
Product: hemoglobin subunit theta 1
Biological process (GO): oxygen transport; hydrogen peroxide catabolic process
Cellular component (GO): hemoglobin complex; haptoglobin-hemoglobin complex; blood microparticle
Molecular function (GO): peroxidase activity; haptoglobin binding; oxygen binding
Source: RefSeq, a predicted model, not a curated record